AUGCCAUAUAUUGACAAGACAGAGGAGUUCUUCAAAAAGGUUGAAAAGUUAAGCAAUGUCAACUUCAAUUUGCGGAAGGGUAGAAGUAUCUCCCAAGAUACAGAGGUGAAUGAAUUGGCCUCCAAAAUUACAGACUUGCUACACAGAGGGAAUCAAAAGUUACAGCAGUUAGAGAAAUGUGUCAGGCAAAAAGGAAUUUUCAAUGACAAGACGUCACAAAUAGAAGAAUUAACAUACGAAGUUAAACAAGCCAUAACAGAUACCACAAACGAAUUAGAUGGACUUACUGAAUAUGUCUGUAACCUUAACAUUAGCAAUCCUCAAGGGAAAACACAUUUGGAUAAUAUUAUCUUUUCUUUAAAAAAUAGACUUAUUGAGUUUACAAAGAAAUUUAAGGAUGUUCUCCAUAUUAGGAGUGAGCACAUAAAGAAACAAGUAAACCGUAGAAAAAUGUAUUCCUACACAACAACAGAAUCGACAUUUAGCAACGAAAAUUACAAGUUUACUCCUAUUUCUGAUAUUGAUAUUGAAAGUGGGCAGCAACAAACGCUGCAAAUGCCUGAACGCUCGUCCUACUUGCAUUCGAGGGCCGAUGCUAUGGAAAAUAUACAAAGAGUAAUCGGAGACUUAGCGCAGAUGUUUCAAAAGGUUGCAACCAUGGUAACUCAACAAGACCAAAUGAUUCAGCGUAUUGAUGAAGAUAUCGAUGUUUCUUUAUACAACACAAUGGAGGGACAAAACUAUCUCUUGUCAUAUUUUAACCGUUUAACUUCUACUCGGACGCUCAUACUCCAGAUUUUCGCUUGCAUUUUCAUCCUGAUAGUAUUUUUUGUAUUGUUCGCAUAA
Plasmodium gonderi is the source of this 846-nucleotide messenger RNA. Its product is annotated as syntaxin 5. Gene Ontology annotation, biological process: endoplasmic reticulum to Golgi vesicle-mediated transport; intracellular protein transport; vesicle fusion. The record is from RefSeq and is a predicted model, not a curated record. Gene Ontology annotation, molecular function: SNAP receptor activity; SNARE binding. The coding region runs from base 1 to 846 and encodes 281 amino acids. NCBI's taxonomy places the organism in Eukaryota, Apicomplexa, Aconoidasida, Haemosporida, Plasmodiidae. Gene Ontology annotation, cellular component: SNARE complex; endomembrane system; Golgi membrane. The transcript is spliced from 5 exons.